AUGACGGCCAUCAGAAAGGAUGACAACGCCGAUGACGUCGAGAAAACGUCGCAGAAGAUGCCCACCGCGGUGUCUCCGACCCUACAACAGAGCUGUAUGUUCGGGAUCAGACACCUUCAAGUAUUGCUGCUUUUCCUAGCUAUGACCAUCGGGUACACUCUCAGGGUUGGAAUGUCAGUUGCCGUGGUCCCGAUGGCGAAUUCGAGUACUGCAAAUCCAAAUAUCGAGGAUUAUGGUUGGAGUAAACAAGAGAAAGAUUUGGUGCUCAGCUCAUUUUUCUGGGGCUAUGUGGUUACACAAGUGCCGAGUGGGUAUUUUGCCAAUAUCUGGAGUGGUCAGAAGAUCCUCUGCAUCGGAAUGUUUCUCUGUGGAAUUUUCAAAAUUAUUACGCCGGUCGUCGCUCAUUAUGGAGGUCUAUCGGCUGUCUUGGUUUGCAGGGUAGGCAUGGGUCUUGCUCAGGCUUGUCUGUUACCUUGCAUUCAAACCCUUCUCGCCAAGUGGGCACCACCCGCUGAAAGAGCACGAUUGGGAACAUUCGCUUAUGCGGGUGGUCAGUUCGGCACAGUGAUCGCUAUGCCGAUUGCUGGACUUCUCUCCGAAUCGAGUGUUGGUUGGCCCAGUAUCUUUUAUAUAUUCGGUUCAUUAUCAAUUAUUUGGAGCGUAGUAUACUAUUAUUUAGGAGCAGACGCACCGUCCAACCAUCGUAGUAUUUCUCAAGAAGAGAGAAUAUUCAUAGAAGAAAGUUUGAAAACAACUGAAUCGAAAAACAAUGAUGAAGUCCAGGAGAAGAUGAAAACACCGUGGAAGGCGAUGUUUACCUCGGUGCCUAUGUGGGCUCUCAUAAUAGUUCACUGCGGACAAAAUUGGGGGUAUUGGACUUUAUUGACAGAAAUACCAAGUUACAUGACAGGCGUGUUCAAUUUUAAAGUUCAGUCGGGCGGUAUAUUUGCCGCUUUGCCAUACUUGGCAAUGUGGAUUCUGAGCUUUCCUAUGAGCUGGUUAUCUGAUUAUGCGUUGGAGAAGAAUGUGUCUAGGGCUGUAGUCAGAAAGAUCACCAACACAGUAGCCCAUUGGGGUCCGGCUAUAGCCCUGGCAUGUAUGAGUCUCGCACCCACUGAUACCUGGGCCAUUGUCGUCCUCGUCAUUGCAGUAGGUUUAAACGCUGGAUCGUUAUGCGGCUUCCAAAUUAAUCAUAUUGAUCUUAGUCCAAACUUCGCUGGGACCAUGAUGUCUGUCACCAAUUGUUGCGCCACUGUUAUAUCUAUUAUCGCGCCGUUGAUAAGUGGUGUGAUUGUGACUGACGAGAGCAGCGCGUUUCAGUGGAACAUUGUAUUCUACGUCUCAGCAGUAAUCUACUUCGCGGGUAACUUAGUAUUUGUGAUAUUUGGUAAGGGCGAAGUGCAAUGGUGGAACGACCCAGAGGCACGACGACCAAAACAAAAAGCAGACGAAGAGAACGAGACGCGGAGACUUGAAAUUUACUUAAUCUAGUUAACUUUUGAUACGUUCUUGAAAUUUUUAUAACUUGCCAUAGGACUAAUAUGUGACUUAAAACCAGUUUGUAAGUCUGAAAUCGGUAGAUAUACUAUAAAUUUAAUAUUAAACUCUUCUUAAAACUUUUCUUGAAAUCGAAAUUACGAUCAACUAAGAAGUCAUUAUUUAUUAUCGUCACUGACGAACAGCUGUACAUAUCAUUGCUCCGCCAUGAAGUGUAAUGUGAUUUUUUUCAACUCUGUGUUACUCACAUGGACUUAUUAUUCUAUACGUCUGUAGUUACUGUUCAC
Molecule: messenger RNA, 1784 nt
Organism: Cyphomyrmex costatus
Lineage: Eukaryota; Metazoa; Arthropoda; Insecta; Hymenoptera; Formicidae
Product: putative inorganic phosphate cotransporter
Exons: 7
Coding region: 1-1491 (496 amino acids)
Biological process (GO): transmembrane transport; monoatomic anion transport
Cellular component (GO): membrane
Molecular function (GO): transmembrane transporter activity
Source: RefSeq, a predicted model, not a curated record